This is a messenger RNA of Anopheles coustani, 1616 nucleotides long. RefSeq lists its product as uncharacterized. The transcript is spliced from 3 exons. Lineage: Eukaryota; Metazoa; Arthropoda; Insecta; Diptera; Culicidae. The coding region runs from base 174 to 1178 and encodes 334 amino acids. Gene Ontology annotation, biological process: poly(A)+ mRNA export from nucleus. Gene Ontology annotation, cellular component: nucleus. The record is from RefSeq and is a predicted model, not a curated record.
UCAAAAACGUCAACUGUAAACAAAACUCAAGCGCUAGCGGAUACAUUUCCCAAAAAGAAAUUGGUUUCCUUUACUCCAGUUAAAUAGCUAGUGUUACCUGCUUUAGAAACAGUAUUUGCUGUAAGUGAGGAAAUAGUUGCUUUAUCAAGUAUCAGAACAGUGCGGUAAGCGCGAUGAGCGACAACGACAUAACAAAGAUGAAGGUGGCAGAUCUGAAGAAGGAGCUGAAGGCAAGAGGUUUGAGCGUCAUGGGCAAUAAAAACGAGCUUGUCGACCGAUUACAGUCCGCUCUGUUAGACGGUGGGGAUGUGCUGGAAGAUACGGCAAACUCUGAAGAUUUGCUAGAAGACGAUGACCUAAACGACGACUUGCUUGAUGAGGAUAAAGACCUGACUGAUCCUGUUGGGGAAGAGGAGCAGAUUCUUAAGUCUCCAACGCCGAGUGAAACAUCCAAGUCUAUCUCUCCCGAGCAACAACCGAAACCGUCCUCUACAGGGGAAGAUGCGAAGAGCUCCGUUACCAAGGGUGCGGUACCAACCGCUGCGCAGCGUAAAAUUUGUCUGAAGCGAAAUGUUUCCAUCACGAGGCCUCCGAUCGUUUCGGAUUCACCGACCGCAUCAACGGAGGAACCAAAAGCUCAACGGCAGCAGCAUCAGAGUGGAAACAGCAGUGCUAACAGUGGCAGUGACGGUGAACCAGAAAAGAAAGUCGUCAAACUGGGCCAACUGAGCGCCCUGGAGAGGCUUGAAAUGCGGGCGAAAAAGUUUGGAGCGCAAGCAGCAUCGUCGACAGCGUCGGUCUCCGCUUCGGGCGCUGCUGCGGGUAGUACACCAAGUACUGGCAGCGGAACAAAUGACAAGCUGCAAGCUCGUGCAGCACGUUUCGGUUUGUCCGCUAGUAGCACCACCAGCACCGCCAGCACUGGCAGCAGCAUUACAUCUUCCGGUGAGCCACCGUCUCUUGAUGCGCUGAAGAAACGUGCCGAACGUUUCGGUGGAUCUGUUUCGUCCAAGAUGAGCAAACUGGAGCAGCAAGAAAAACUUGCCAAACGGCAGGCCCGGUUUGCACAGACAGCCAGCAGUACUGCUGCUAACGGUGCCGAGAAGGUAUCGGUCGGGUCGGUCGAUUACGCCGAGAAGGCUCGCCUCCGGUUGGAGAGAUUCAAAUCGGCAGCAUAAUUGCCUUGCAUAUGAUCUCGUUUGGCUGGCUUCGUAAAACAAAAAUAAAAAAUUGUAACUAUAGCAAUUUAACUUUCCUUGGAAAACAACUUCUUCUCUUCCCUACAAUCCUCUCCAUGAAUGGGUGCGGUAAGAGGACAAUCACCGCCGAGGCGCCCAAUAAUGGUAAAUGGAUGGGCUUGCAAUAUUGGCCUAUUGUGAGACGCCCGAUUCGAUGUACUGGAUUUUUGUCCAUAAAAAACUCGACACCACAUUUUAAGAUAAUGUGUUUUGUAUCUAAUAAAUUAAAUAAAAUGCUAUAAGUACUGAAAGGAAGAGCAAGAAACAAUGUUGAACGAACAUAAACUUUUAAUUCGAAAAAUAGCCGUCAAGGAAUUCGUACAAUUGUAAUUUUUAAACGGACAUUUAAAUUAAAUACAUUAAACAAAUUGAUAGAUA